UGCUCUGCCUCCGCCGCCCAAACUUUUUUCCGGGCGCGUUUCGCGGCGGCGCUGUCUGUCCGCCAGCCCUCGGCCCAUGGGCUCCCCGCUGCAGGGGGCCUGAGCCCCGCCGCCAGGUCCGCCCGCCGCGCCAUGGCGGCCCGCGCGCCCCCCGCCGCACCUGCGGCCGAAGAGCCGGGGGGCCCGGGGGGCCCCCCGCGCAGGAAGAAGUCCCGCUCCGGCGCGUCCAGCCUCCGCCGCGCCUUCAGCUGGCUGCGGAGCAAGCGGCGCAAGAAGAAGGCGGCGGUGGCCGAGGGCGCCGAACCGGCCGCCCCCCGGGCCAAGAAGGCGGACGACAAGGCCAGGAGGGCCAAGGGCAAAGGCCGAGGUUCUGCCAAGGCUGAGAGUGACAAACGUCUAAGUGUAGGGCCCGGCCAGGGGCCAGUGUCUGUAGUGGAUGAGCACCAGGACAAUGUCUUCUUCCCCAGUGGGCGACCACCUCACCUGGAAGAGCUGCACACGCAGGCCCAGGAGGGGCUCCGUUCCCUACAGCACCAAGAAAAACAGAAAUUGAACAAGGGUGCUUGGGACCAUGGAGACACCCAGAGCAUCCAGUCCUCCCGGACCGGGCCUGAUGAAGAUAGCAUCUCCUUCUGCAGCCAGACCACGUCCUUCACGGCCGAGAGCUCCACGGCAGAGGACGCUCUCUCUAUCCGCUCUGAGAUGAUCCAGCGCAAAGGCUCCACCUUCCGACCCCAUGACUCAUUUCCCAAAUCAUCUGGAAAGUCAGGGCGGCGUCGGCGGGAGCGGCGGAGCACUGUGCUGGGACUGCCACAGCAUGUGCAGAAGGAACUCGGCCUGCGGAACGAACGUGAGGCUCCAGGUACUCCUCGGCCUCCUGGUCCACGGGAGGCCGUACGCAUCCCCACAGUGGAUGGCCGCCCGGCGGGAGUAGCCACAGGGCCAGGGGCCAGGGUGUCCCUGCGGGCGCUGGAGGCAGAGGCAGAAGCUGGUGCUGAGGCAGAGGCCAUGCUACAGCGCCACAUCGACCGUAUCUACCAGGAUGACAGCCUUGUGGGCCGAUCCACGGGGGCCCGGCCCUUGCCACUGACCCGGCCCAUGUCCCUAGCAGUGCCGGGACUGACAGGAGGGGCAGGGCCGCCGGAACCCCUGAGCCCGGCCAUGUCCAUCUCGCCCCAGGCCACCUACUUGUCGAAGCUGAUCCCGCAUGCUGUGCUGCCACCUACAGUGGACGUGGUGGCCCUGGGCCGCUGCAGCCUGCGCACACUGAGUCGCUGCAGCCUGCUCUCAGCCAGCCCAGCCUCUGUCCGCUCACUGGGCCGCUUCUUCUCAGCCUCCAGCCCGAGGCCCCGCAGCCGCCACCCUUCCUCCUCCAGUGACAACUGGAGCCACUCCCAGUCCUCUGAGACCAUCGUAUCUGACGGCUCCACUCUCUCCUCUAAGGGUGGCUCUGAGGGCCGGCCGGAGGGCUCUGUGGCCAGCAAUAGCGUGGUGCCCCCUCCCCAGGGGGGCAGUGGGAGGGGCUCUCCCAGUGGGGGCAGCACUGCUGAGGCCUCGGACACCAUCAGCAUUCGGAGUGGUGGGCAGCUGUCUGGCCGCAGUGUGUCCCUACGUAAGCUGAAGCGGCCCCCGCCACCUCCCCGCCGGACCCACUCGCUCCAUCAGCGUGGCUCAGCAACACCUGAUGGGCCCUUGGGAUUGCCCCCCAAGCCCGAGCGGAAGCAGCAGCCACAGCUGCCCCGGCCGCCCACCACGGGCGGGUCAGAAGGGAUGGGGGCAGCACCCUGUCCAUCCAACUUAGCAGGUAGCUGGGUGCCUGGCUUGUCUCCAGCUGGUUCCCGGCGCCCCCCACGCUCCCCAGAACGGACACUCUCACCCUCCAGUGGAUACUCGAGCCAAAGUGGUACCCCUACCCUCCCUCCCAAGGGUCUAGCAGGGGCUUCUGCUUCCCCAGGCAAGAUCCAACCCCCUAAACCAGAGCGUGUCACUUCCCUCCGAUCUCCUGGGGCUUCUGUGUCCUCCUCUCUCACGUCUCUCUGUUCCUCCUCCUCUGAUCCAGCCCCCUCAGAUCGUUCUGGUCCACACACAUCAACUGCCCUGGGUGACAGGUUCGUCAUACCUCCUCACCCCAAGGUGCCUGCACCCUUCUCCCCACCUCCCUCAAAGCCCAAGAGCCCUAACCAAGCUGACCCUGCUCCAGCUGCCCUGGCUGUGAUCCCUGGGCCCAUCUCUACCACUGCUGCCAGUCCUGAGUCCCUACCCACUCCCCAGGUAUCCCUGACCCCACCUAAGGCGUCUCCUGUUGCCUCCAAAGCCCCGUCACCCCCACCAUCCCCACCCCCAUCUUAUCAUCCACCCCCACCACCCACUAAGAAGCCAGAGGUGGUUGAGGAGGCCCUGUCUGCCCCAGAGACUACUGAGGAGUCCCUCCAAGAUCCCAACUGGCCCCCACCCCCACCUCCUGCACCGGAGGAGCAGGACCUCUCCAUGGCUGACUUCCCUCCACCAGAGGAGGCCUUUUUCUCUGUGGCUGGCCCUGAGCCUGAAGGCCCUUCACAACCCUUGGAGCCCCCUUCAGCUACUAUCUCUUUCCAGAGCCAGCCCUGUGAUACCCCAGACCCUCCUCCAGCUCCACCAGCCCCACCUCCUGCUGGUUCUGUCACAGGGCUUCUGGCCAAGGCUCCUCGAAAGGAACCAGUGGGCUGCAGCAAGGGUGGGGGGCUCCCCUGGGAGGAUGCUGGUGCACCCCUGGUCACGCCCUCACUCCUGCAGAUGGUUCGGCUGCGCUCUGUGGGCGCCCCCACAGUGGCUCCAAAUCCAGCAUCAGGGCCAUCACCCCCCCAGAAGCCACUACGAAGAGCCCUGUCAGGGCGGGCCAGCCCAGCACCUGCCCCCUCCUCAGGGCUCCAUGCUGCUGUGCGACUCAAGGCCUCCAGUCUGGCGGCCAGUGUGGGCCCUGUAAGUGCCCAGCCCAAUGGACCACCUGAGGCAGAGCCACGGUCCCCUGCCUCUACCGCCAGCUUCAUCUUCUCCAAGGGCACUAAGAAGCUGCAGCUGGAGCGGCCUGUGUCCCCUGAGGCCCAGGCUGACCUCCAGCGGAACCUGGUAGCUGAACUACGGAGCAUCUCAGAGCAACGGCCACCCCAGGCCCCAAAGAAGCCACCUAAGGCUCCCCCGCCCGUGGCCCGCAAGCCCUCUGGGGGAGUCCCCCCACCCCCCUCCCCCUGCUUUCCUCGGGCUGAACCCCUUACUGCUCCUCCUACCAACGGGCUCCCUCAUGCAGAGGACAGGACUAAGGAGGAGCUGACAAAGAAUGGAGGUGUCCUGCAGCUGGUGGGCCCAGAGGAGCAGAAGCUGGGCCAGCCUGGCUCAGAUUUUUCUGGUCUCGGUGCCUGGGAAGGGUGACCUGUCACCUCUGAUGAGCUACAGUGAAGGAGCAUGACCCACAGAAAGAGUUGGUCUGACCACCAGGCACCUUGCUGGCACUGCUGACCCAUCCCAGGAAUACAAUCUCAGGGACCUGAGUGGCUCCAAGGAUGAGAGGAUAACGGUGGACACUUAACCUAAUAGAGAGGACGCCUGCAGCCUUAACCUCCACGGCCUUCGAUAUUUAUGCAAGCCUGGUAUUGAUCCUGCCCUCCAAGUCAUCCAGCUCUCAUGCCUUUUCCCGAGUGGAUUCAUCUCUGGCAGCUGCAGCCUCAGUCUUGGCCUUAGCCUCAUCUUGAAGGAGGUAGCUGGUGGGAGUGGGUGGCUGCGCCCCCUGCUGGCCUCAGGGCCACAGAGUUGGGAACAGAACACCUCACUUGAGUUAAAAUUUUUUCUUUUCUUUUUCAUGUCCAAAUCAUGCACAUACUGUACUCCAGAAUCAAAGCACUUUUGAAAAGUGGCUGCAUGUCCAUCCUCCAGGGCCCAUGAAACCACAUUCUGAGGGCCUGUUUACAUGGCAGCAGCAUCAGUCCCCAGCAGCCAGCCCAUGGCUGGGACUGAUCUGUCCCCCUCCUCUGAUCCACUUUGCUCCUUUUUUUCAGUUCUUGGAGGUGGGCAAAUCAUUGUAUACCCACAGGCUUCUCCAGGCUGGAGGCAGAAGUGGGGCUGUGGAAUUCCAAAGCACAAAAGGUGUAGUGGGGGCGUUAGCCUUUCUGUGCCUCAACGUACCACCACCCACCCUCCUGCCUUCCAGUUCUGCCAGGUGCUCCACGCGGGAACAGGAAGUGGGAGUCUGCCAGGUCCCAGAUGCAUCGGGGAGAAAGAACCAGAGGGGAGGUUCGCUCUGUCCUCAGUGAGCAGAACGGAGUAGGGAGUCAUCUCAGUGGGCACUUGGCCCUGUUUCACUUCAUCAGGUUGGGGUGGGUGGGCACGACUCUUCAGAGGCAGAAGCCCAUGGUCCAUGGCAAAGCUGGGUGGGUCCCUUUCAGCUCAGCAGAAGUCCUGCGGACCUGGAUGCAGGGGUGGGUCUGGCAAGGAAGAGCUUAUUUGGGCAGUGGGCCCAGACCUGGCCCUAUGGGUUUCAUUCUCUGGCCUUUCUUUCUGCUCCAUGCAUGUCCUUUCAGCACAGGUGGCUCCACUGGGGGAGCUGAUGCUGAGUGACAUGGAUGGCAAGCCAAAGGUACAUUCUGUUCCAGACUCUUCCCCUAGUCAGUGAGGGGGCACUCUGCUCCCACAGGCAGACUGGGUGGUUGCCCCCUAGACAUCAGCCUCUGCUACUCAUCCCUCCUCCAGGAAUUUCAAUGACCUUUCCAUUUUCAGCCUGUGCCACUUAUCUAGGUAAGCCGGCUUUCCCACUGGCCCCAGUGGCUCCACGGGGGUGGCCCUAGUGCCUCCUUCCACUGCAGCGUGGCUGCCACCAGGACCACCCCUUCUGUCUUGAUCCUCUUUUCUCAAUAGUGACUGGGGCUUGAGCCUGGCAUGGAACCUCGCUUUUAGCUGCUUCUCCUCCACCCAGGAGAGAGGUUGACCCCUUCCCAGUACAAGAGCUGGGGACAGGGGGAAUGUGGUCUGAGAACCCAGGUAGCUCUGGCUCUCUCACUAGUCUCUUCUUCCUGUCGUUAUAAACCAGUGUUCUUCUCUGCCCUUUGGGUAAUGGAGAGCUGCUGCUGGGUAUGCGCUGAGCCUGCCCAGUGAGUAGGGGAAAGAGGACAGUUAGUUAGUAAGCAGUGCUCAGCUCAGAGCUCCUGACUCAACCCCCUGGGAACCGGGAACCAGGACCAGGCCAAAGCUUCUGUAACACCAGGCCCUGGCAGUAGCCUAGAGCUGCUGGAGGUGGGAAGGAGCCCACCUUGUGUCUUUCCCUCCCCUCCUUGUGUUAUUUGAGCUCCUUAUCUUCACUUAGAAUCUUCUGAGCUUGUUUCCCCACUGGGUGGGACAGAGUACAAAGGAGAAAGGAGGAUCUCCAAGAGGCAACCCUUCUUUGUCCUCUGGGAUAAAUGAGCUUGACCUAGUGCACAUGGAGAGACCAAAAGCCUCUGAUUUUUAAUUUCCAUAAAAAUGUUAGAGAAGUAUAUAUAUAUAUAUAUUUCUUUAAAUUUUUGAGUCUUUGAUAUGUCUAUACAAACAAUCCAUUUCCUCUGCCCCAAAGCUGGAGUGAGACACAUGGAAAAGCUCUGUGUGGGUUUCAUUCAAAGGUGUUAAUUAAUUAAAUGAUUAAAACUUG
Molecule: messenger RNA, 5650 nt
Organism: Camelus dromedarius (Arabian camel)
Lineage: Eukaryota; Metazoa; Chordata; Mammalia; Artiodactyla; Camelidae
Gene: NHSL3
Product: NHS like 3
Exons: 8
Coding region: 133-3405 (1090 amino acids)
Biological process (GO): cell differentiation
Source: RefSeq, a predicted model, not a curated record